AUGUCUCGCAGGGAAUCUCCCCCGCCGCCCUCGCCAGAGCAACUGCUUGUAGUGAGGAGGCGGGAGGUGAAUUGCGACGAACGUCCGGAGCGCACCGAGCCGCUGUCCGACGUUGAGAGGGAGAUCAUCCAGGACACUUGGGGGCACGUUUACAAGAACUGCGACGAUGUGGGGGUGUCUGUGCUCAUAAGGUUCUUUGUGAACUUCCCAUCUGCCAAACAGUAUUUCAGCCAGUUCCAGGACAUGGAGGACCCUGAGGAGAUGGAGCGAAGCUUCCAGCUUCGACACCACGCUCGUAGGGUGAUGAAUGCCAUCAAUACUGUGGUGGAGAACCUCAAUGACCCAGAGAAGGUGUCAUCAGUGUUGGCUCUGGUGGGGAAGGCUCAUGCUAUCAAGCACAAAGUGGAACCUAUGUAUUUUAAGAUACUGAGUGGGGUCAUGCUGGAGGUGCUAUCUGAAGAUUUCCCGGAAUGCUUCACGGCUGAAGUGCAGAUGGUGUGGACCAAACUCAUGGGUGCCGUGUACUGGCAUGUGACAGGGGCCUACACAGACGUGGGCUGGCUCCAGGUCUCCAGCUCAGCCGUGUGA
This is a messenger RNA of Nerophis lumbriciformis (worm pipefish), 588 nucleotides long. The record is from RefSeq and is a predicted model, not a curated record. NCBI's taxonomy places the organism in Eukaryota, Metazoa, Chordata, Actinopteri, Syngnathiformes, Syngnathidae.